AAAGUGGACUCAAAUUUCGGGUAACAAAUAAUUAUUCAAAGCAUCAUUAGUAAGAAAUAAUAUAGCCGAGUCGUGGGGAAUAAAAUGCGUCGAAAAUUCCCUCUUUUUGGGUGUUUGAGAUUAAUUGUUUCCAGAAAAUCACGAUAUUAUGGAACGUUAACCAAAGAAAUCAACGCACUUCGAUCAUCCACGCGUCAAAAUGUUGAUCUGAGAAUUCAAAACCUGGCGAAUUUUCAAUCACCCGCAUGUCUUCGAGAAGAAUUGCUGUGCAAAGUUAGUGAUCCAGUGCGGAAUGGACAGGACAAAGUAACAAUUGUCGGAGCUGGCAUGGUUGGUGUUGCCUGUGCUAACGCGAUCCUCUUUCAAAGGAUUAGCAGUCACAUAGCCAUCGUCGACGCAUUUCCAAAAAAAUUAGAGGGCGAAGGGAUGGACUAUUGCCACGGCUCUGUAUUUUUAGACGAUCCUCACAUAGAAUUCGACACUAAUUUUUGCAUAUCGAGAGAGUCAAAAGUUGUCAUAAUAACGACUGGUACUCGACAGAAAAAAGGAGAAAGCCGAUUGGAUCUCGUUCGAAGAAACAGCGAGAUAAUAAGAAAUAUCGUCCCACCACUGGUUGAAUACAGUCCCAAUGCUGUCUUUUUAAUUGUAUCAAAUCCAGUUGACAUUUUAUCCUGGGUAACGUGGAAAGCGAGUGGUUUACCGGUUAAUCGAAUAAUCGGCACCGGCUGCCAUUUGGAUACCGCUAGAUUUCGAUUCUCGAUUGCUGAUAGACUCGGAGUUUCAGCGAAGUCUGUUCACGGAUUUAUUAUCGGAGAACAUGGGGAUAGCCAAGUUCCAUUGUGGUCAGGUGUUAAUGUAGCGGGAGUACUUUUUCGAGAUAUUAUAUCGCAUGUCGGACUCGAAAUGGAUGAGGAGGGCUGGAAUGAAAUGGUCAAGAGCAUUAUUAAGGCCGGUUCUACAGUCAGAUGUUUGAAAGGAUAUUCCAAUACAGCCGUAGGUUUGACAGCUGCUGAUAUUACAAGGGAUAUCCUGAGAAAUAGUCAAACCGUCAAAUCGGUAUCCACAUUAGUUCAGGGACACCAUAAUAUUUGUCACCAAGUAUUUCUAUCUCUACCUUGUACAAUUGGUGCGAGCGGUAUCACCCAGGUAGUUCGAAUGCGAAUGACAGAGUACGAGAAGAAAUUGUUGGCUAAUUGUGCAGAAAUAAUUUAUAACACACAGAAGACUAUCGAAACAGCCUGAUGGCAAUCAUACUUAUGUAAAUGGAGAAAGGACGAUAAUUAAUUGAUGUACAAGAAGAAAAGAAAAUGUUGACUGAGGUGUUCGAUGUGUCAUAAUGCCAUAAAUCAAUCUCUUCUACAAUACAUACAAACAAAAAUGAAAAAAUUGUGUAUUUGGAAUUUUUGUUUUUCCUAAUUCGAGUUUUACGGCUAAUUGACGGUUUAUUCCGGUUGACUUAACCCGGUAGACCUUAAUAAAGCCCUCGGAAUCGAGAAAAGUAUAGAAAUAAUUUUUUUUCCACUGGUGCCUGGAGCCAGAUCGAGAAUUCGCCCCGUGAAGGAUGUUCUCCGCCUUUUCCUUAGAAAUUCACGUUCUUAAUUUUUUUAGUAAAUUUAUGAUGGGAUAGACAUGAAAGAAUCUUCCGUUUUUGCUUUUUGCCAUUAUUUAAUGACUCACAAAAUUUCAAGAUGGUGCGAAAGCUAAAAAAAAGGAGAAUUUUUGCUAAAAAGUUGCCAAACAGCUGUAGUGACCCUUUAACCCUCUAAUGAAAGCAAAAAAUAGGGCGAUUGAUGAAUACGUCAGUUCAACGGCAUACCAUGUACCUGGGGCUAAGCCGGCAGCUGUGGAAAGGUAAGGAAACAAUUUAAAAACCUGCCGCGGAGUGGCGUCAAUUUUACAACUUCAAAAAACCAUUCAAUUGGAAGAAUGAAUUAAAAAUAACAGUAAUACGAAUUUUAAGUUCAAAUAUGCAGUAAUACAUUUUAUAUUAUUUUUCUUCCACUACUGGAAGGUCUGAAGUCGUCCAGUAUUUUAAUUUGAUUCCUCAGGUUCCUGUGCAAUAAUGAUGAUGACUGAAAAAACACUGCACUUUUUAUUGGAGUGAAUAGAGUGAUGAAAAAAAGUAAAAUUUCCUGGAUGUCUGGUGGAAGUGGCCAUCCGAGGUGGGUAAAACGGUUU
Diachasmimorpha longicaudata is the source of this 2178-nucleotide messenger RNA. RefSeq names its product L-lactate dehydrogenase-like. The transcript is spliced from 7 exons. The coding region runs from base 85 to 1242 and encodes 385 amino acids. The record is from RefSeq and is a predicted model, not a curated record. Gene Ontology annotation, cellular component: cytoplasm. Gene Ontology annotation, molecular function: L-lactate dehydrogenase (NAD+) activity. Gene Ontology annotation, biological process: lactate metabolic process; pyruvate metabolic process. NCBI's taxonomy places the organism in Eukaryota, Metazoa, Arthropoda, Insecta, Hymenoptera, Braconidae.